Messenger RNA from Aspergillus versicolor CBS 583.65, 934 nucleotides. RefSeq lists its product as uncharacterized. Bases 29 to 490 code for a protein of 153 amino acids. The transcript is spliced from 3 exons. Lineage: Eukaryota; Fungi; Ascomycota; Eurotiomycetes; Eurotiales; Aspergillaceae. The record is from RefSeq and is a predicted model, not a curated record.
CAACGUCAAUAUCUCGAUACUGAAGAAAAUGAAGCUCACCACCCUCGUCACCGGCCUGCUCGCCACCACCGCCUCCGCCGCCUUCGACAAGUGGCAACCCUGGGGCAAGCGCGACUACUCCUGCAUCAAUGUCUACCAGGGCAUCCCCGAGAACGCCACCCUGGCUGCCGGCACCACUGUCCAAAUCGCCUUCAACCGCGACAGCGACCGCUGCGAUGCCGUCCUCGACCAGUACGCCGCCGGCAACUACAGCGUGUGGCUGUACAACAACCCCAACCGCAACCUGGGCGAUCUGAGCUACGAUGCCCAGGCCAAGGUCGUCGACCGUAUCCCUGGCACUGCCAAGAACGUGACUGUUACUAUUCCUGCGACCCUGCCGAAGGUUAAGGAUGACUCGAACUGGUACCUGCGUUUGGAUACCGUGCUUGUCAAUGCUCCUCAGAUGCCUUCGCUGUUCAAUGCCCAGGGUCCUUUCCGCAUUGUUCGGUAAAUCAGUCGCUCGUUCCUAUACCUGCUUAGCUUAAGCUGAGGAACCGUGGAAGUGAUAUGGAGGAUAUCCAGUGCAUAGUCACAGUAUAUAGCCAAGCCAGCUUUGUAUAAAAUACACGUAUUAUCCAUCUCCAUUUCUCUACGUUCCGCUUAACAGCAUCGCAACAAUGCCCACCUCACAAGAGGUGCAGCCAACCCGAGACAGUCUUGGAAGAGGUAGAUUUGCCAGGAAUGCUGUGGGUCUGGGAGUUCGGAGAUUAUUCCCGAGCGUCGCAUGGUUUGAUUUUCAAAGGAUUUAUUUGUGGCUGGAAGGGACUUGCCAAUCAACCGCUCGUCAGCAGGUUGUAUCUCUAGCUGAAUAGCUAUUGACGGAUUACCUGGAGAAUUCAUAUCGCUGCAUUAGGACGAGAUGCUUACCAAAGUACAAUGAAUCGAUUGAAUCACG